Messenger RNA from Papaver somniferum (opium poppy), 2704 nucleotides. Its product is annotated as DEAD-box ATP-dependent RNA helicase 50-like. The record is from RefSeq and is a predicted model, not a curated record. Bases 151 to 2364 code for a protein of 737 amino acids. NCBI's taxonomy places the organism in Eukaryota, Viridiplantae, Streptophyta, Magnoliopsida, Ranunculales, Papaveraceae. Gene Ontology annotation, molecular function: nucleic acid binding; ATP binding; RNA helicase activity. The transcript is spliced from 8 exons.
UUAUUUUUCCAGUUUUCCGCAUUUCUUCCCGCUUCAGUCUCCUCUUACUCCUCCUACCUGAAUUGCAUACAGAACUGAGAGACCUAGUAAUCAGGGCAAACUAGACAAGAAGAGAAAGAGAAUUCAUACCAUCCAACAAACCCUAAUGCAAUGUUAGCUACAGCUCCAUUAAACUUACCUUUUUCUAUCAAAACAAGCACCGCAACAUCUUCACCCAAUUUCAACAUUAUCUGUUCAUGUAAAUUCGAAAAUGUUGGAUUUCAAUUUCAUAAUAAAAAACCCAGAGGGGUUAUAGUUAGGUCAUCUGGUUAUAUUCGAAAGGAUUUAGACACACCAGGUGCUUAUCAAUUAAUUGACGAUGAAACUGGAGAAAAAGUUAUUGUUUGGGGUGAUGAUGAUUCUCCUGUUCCUUCUAAAGAAACUCUCAAAUGGAAGCCUAAUCAGACUAGAGCCAAACCUACUUCCAAUCAAGAAGAAGUUUUCAAGAACAAAAAGAAGAGUAUGAAAAAUAUUACUGGUGAAAAUGGAGGGUAUGUUAAGACUGCUACUGCUCGAGAUAUCAGUACCCAAAGUGAUGAUUCGCCAGCAGUUCGGAGGAACAUUGCAGGAAGCUUUGGUAAGUUGAAGGCACAGAGAGUAAGUGCGUUAAUAAGAAAAUCAUCACUUACUAAGGAAACAAAUGCGAAAGUUGGUCAUGGGAAAGAAGUUCUAAGACGUGAUACGCCUUAUGAUGGGUCGCGUUUUGAUGAUUCUGAGCGUCGAUUUGUAAAAAGAGAGACGAGUGUUGGUGCGACUCAACAAAGAAGUAGCAUAUCAAGGGUAUCGCGGCAAAGGGAAAUGGAUGAUAGAGUGCCAGAUGCUGAGACUGCGGUAAGUGCGAGAGAGCAGGAAUUUAAUCCCAAACGCAUUAUGAGAAAUAUUAUGAGGGAUAAAGGUACAAUGUCAGAACCUCAUGAUGAUGAUUACAAUGAAGUGGAUGAAUCAGCUGUAUCAGUUCCGAGGCGUGCUUCUGAUGCCUCCUUAAGAGGAUGGGGUGGCAGUGUGUCUGUCUAUGAUGCUGCAUAUGAUACGACGAGACACUAUUUGAAGCAUCCUAAGAAGAUUUCCGUUGGACAUGGUUUUUUCAGCCGUAAAACUUUUCAAGAUCUUGGGUGCAGCGAUGAUGUCAUUGAAUCUUUGAGGGGUCAGAAUUACUCUCGCCCUUCACAUAUUCAGGCCAUGGCUUUUGCGCCUGUUAGUGAGGGAAAAACUUGCAUCAUAGCUGAUCAAAGUGGGUCAGGAAAGACGCUUGCGUAUCUGGCACCAGUCUUACAGCAGCUCCGACAAGAGGAGCUACAAGGACUUGGUAAAUCCUCUCCUGGAAGUCCGUGGGUAGUAAUAUUGGUACCAACUGCUGAGUUGGGUUCUCAAGUACUAAGUGCUUGCCGAUCCAUGUCGAAAUUUGGGGUUCCUUUCAGGUCUAUGGUAGCAACAGGUGGUUUUCGACAGAAAACACAGUUAGAAAGCCUUCAACAAGAUAUGGAUGUUCUCAUAGCAACACCUGGUCGUUUCCUUUACCUGCUUAAAGAAGGUUUCUUGCAGCUAACAAACCUUAAAUGUGCUGUAUUAGAUGAGGUCGAUAUACUAUUCGCUGAUGAACACUUUCAGCAAGUGUUGCAUAGCUUUCUCAAUUUUGCACCCGUUACUACGCAGUAUCUCUUUGUCACUGCAACUUUACCAGUCGAAAUAUACAACAAACUUGUUGAAAGUUUUCCUGAUGCUGAAGUGAUCAUGGGACCUGGCAUCCACCGGACAAGCUCUAGACUUGAAGAGGUACUUCUAGAUUGCAGUGGAGAUGAUCGAAUGGAGAAAACUCCAGAAACAGCAUUUGAGAACAAGAAAUCUGCUCUUUUGCGGCUUUUAGAGGGAAAUCUGGUUUUCAGGACUAUUAUUUUUUGCAACAAGAUUGAAACGUGCAGAAAAGUUGAGAAUAUUUUAAAUCGAUAUGAUAGAAAAGGAGUUCGUAUCAGGGGUUUGCCAUUCCACUCUGCUUUAACUCAAGAGGCACGUCUCGCUAAUAUGAAAGAAUUUCUCAAUCCUCAGUCUCCUGAAGAUUCUUUGUUUCUGAUUUGCACAGACAGAGCUUCACGGGGUAUUGAUUUCAUGGGAGGAGUAGAUCACGUUAUACUGUUCGACUUCCCACGGGAUCCUAGCGAAUAUGUACGUCGUGUUGGGAGAACUGCAAGGGGUGCUGGAGGAGGCAGGGGAAAAGCUUUCGUUUUCGUUGUUGGAAAACAGGUUUCUCUUGCACAAAGAAUAGUUGAAAGAAACUUGAAAGGGCAUCCAUUACAUGAUGUUCCUAAUGCAUAUAGUCCAGACUGGUGAGAAGCUAAUCCUCCCAAAUCUUGCGCUGUGGUGUAUCAUCUGUGAUACGGAAAAAGAAAAAGAAUACCAAAACGUUUUCUGCGUUUUGCUGCCCAUUGUGCUCUUUCUGUGUGAUUUGUGUUAGGGUGAUCUCGCCUCAUGCCACCAAAAGCCAGCAAAAGCUCUCUUGUAGCGGGACAAUCAGUAUGAAAAUCUGGAACCAGCGUAUUAGGCAAUGAUUUUGGGGCUUAUUCAGUUCUUACACAACAGAACAAACAUUGUACAAUAACAUAGGUUUUAUCAUAUCAUGCAAGAUUGAAAUUCAGUGAAAUGGAAGUUAAAAUAGAAUAUUUUUGUAUUA